Molecule: messenger RNA, 3233 nt
Organism: Oryza brachyantha (malo sina)
Lineage: Eukaryota; Viridiplantae; Streptophyta; Magnoliopsida; Poales; Poaceae
Product: probable LRR receptor-like serine/threonine-protein kinase IRK
Exons: 2
Coding region: 181-3021 (946 amino acids)
Biological process (GO): protein phosphorylation
Molecular function (GO): protein binding; ATP binding; protein kinase activity
Source: RefSeq, a predicted model, not a curated record
AGCGGGGCCUCCCUCUCCCUCUCCAUUGCUUCCCUCACCUCCCUCCACCGCUCGAAGCGAAGAGCCCCCGAAACCCCUCCAAAAAACGCUGCCUCGCCGUCGCAAAUGGACAAGGCGCCGCAGUGAUCUCUCCCCCCGUUUGCCCUUCUUCUCCAGCUCUGCCUCCUGCUCCGCGCUGCGAUGGCCGCCGCCGCCGCCUCGCCGCUCGUGUGGCUCCUCGCGGCGCUCCUCGCCGUGGUGGCGGCCGCGGAGGGGCUGACCGACGACGUGCUCGCGCUGGUGGUCUUCAAGACGGGCGUGGCCGACCCGCUGGGGAGGCUCGCCGCGUGGACGGAGGACGACGACAGGCCGUGCUCGUGGCCGGGGGUCGGCUGCGACGCGCGCACGGGGCGGGUGACCUCGCUCUCGCUCCCCGCGGCGGCGCUCUCGGGCCGCCUCCCGCGCGCGCUGCUCCGCCUCGACGCACUGGCGUCCCUCUCCCUGCCGCGGAACAACCUCUCCGGCCCCGUGCUCCCCGGCCUCCUCGCCACGCUCCCUCGCCUCCGCUCCCUCGACCUCUCCUCCAACCGCCUCGCCGACCCCGUCCCCGCCGAGCUCUUCGCCCAAUGCCGCUCCAUCCGCACGCUCUCCCUCGCUCACAACGAGCUCUCCGGCUACAUCCCUCCCGCCGUCACGUCAUGCUCGUCGCUCGUGUCCCUCAACCUCUCCUCCAACCGCCUCGCUGGCCCCAUCCCUGACGGUCUCUGGUCGUUGCCUUCGCUCCGUUCGCUUGACCUCUCCGGCAAUGAGCUCUCCGGGAGUGUCCCUGGAGGCUUCCCCGGGAGCAGCUCGUUGCGGGCGGUGGAUUUGAGCCGCAACCUUCUCGCCGGUGAGAUACCGGCGGACGUUGGGCAGGCGGCGCUCCUCAAGUCGCUGGAUUUCGGGCGUAAUCUGUUCACCGGCGGGUUGCCGGACUCGCUCCGUAGGCUGUCCGGGCUGCGGUUCCUCGGCGUCGGCGGCAAUGCGCUCGCCGGUGAGGUGCCGGCGUGGAUCGGGGAGAUGUGGGCGCUGGAGCGGCUGGACUUGUCGGAGAACCGCUUCUCUGGCGCCAUCCCCGACUCUAUCGCGAAAUGCAAGAACCUGGUGGAGGCAGACCUCAGCCGGAAUGCGCUCACCGGCGAGCUCCCCUGGUGGGUGUUCGGCCUGCCGCUGCAGCGCGUCUCGGUCGCCGGAAACAAGCUGUACGGCUGGGUCAAGGUCCCUGUCGAUGCCGCGCUGGCGCUGCGUGCGCUGGACCUGUCGAGCAACGGGUUUUCUGGCGGGAUCCCGCCGCAGAUCACCACCUUUGGGGGUUUGCAGUAUCUGAACCUGUCCUCGAAUUCGUUCUCGGGGCAGCUACCGCCCGGCAUUGGCGGGAUGAGGCUGCUCGAGGUGAUCGAUGUGAGCGCCAGCCAUCUCGACGGCAGCGUGCCGCCGGAGAUUGGCGGUGCGGUGGCGCUCCGGGAGCUGCGGGUGGGGCGGAAUUCAUUCACCGGCCACAUUCCGCCUCAGAUUGGGAAUUGCAGUUCCCUCGUUGCACUGGAUUUGUCACAUAACAAUCUCACAGGGUCAAUUCCUAGAACCGUAGGUAAUCUGACAAGUCUUCAGGUGGUUGAUCUAUCAAAGAACAAGCUGAGUGGGACCUUACCAUUGGAGCUAUCUAAUCUGCCCAGCUUGCGCAUCUUCGAUGUCUCCCACAACUUACUAUCAGGGGACCUCCCAAAUAGUCGUUUCUUCGACAACAUCCCUGAAAACUUCUUGACUGACAAUGCAGGUCUCUGUAGUUCGCGGAAGAACAACUCCUGCAUUGCUGGCAUGCCAAAGCCAAUAGUGCUUAACCCCAACUCCUCUACAAACCCAUUGUCGCAGUCCACACCAACUGCCCCUAGCAAUAUGCACCACAAGAAGAUCAUAUUAAGUGUAUCCACCCUCAUUGCCAUCGCUGGUGGAGGGACUAUUAUAAUCGGGGUGAUCAUCAUAUCUGUGCUCAACCGUCGUGCCCGUGCAACCACCUCUCGGUCAGCUCCUGCUACUGCAUUAUCUGAUGACUAUCUUAGCCAAUCCCCAGAGAAUGAUGCAAGCUCAGGGAAGCUUGUUAUGUUUGGAAAAGGUAGCCCCGAGUUCAGUGCUGGUGGGCAUGCCUUAUUGAACAAGGAUUGCGAGCUUGGUCGAGGAGGAUUCGGUGCAGUCUACAAGACAGUGUUGAGAGAUGGCCAACCAGUGGCCAUCAAGAAGCUCACUGUUUCUAGCUUGGUCAAAUCAAAGGAUGACUUUGAGAGACAGGUGAAGUUGCUCAGCAAGGUGCGACACCACAAUGUUGUUGCGCUCAGAGGCUUCUACUGGACUUCGUCGUUGCAACUCCUCAUCUAUGAUUACCUGCCUGGAGGAAAUUUGCAUAAACACCUACAUGAGUGCAUGGAGGACAACUCGCUCUCUUGGAUGGAGAGGUUUGACAUUAUCAUUGGAGUUGCUAGGGGCCUGACAUAUCUGCACCAGCGUGGGAUCAUCCAUUAUAAUCUCAAGUCCAGCAAUGUGCUGCUGGACAGCAACGGUGAACCCAGGAUAGGUGACUAUGGUCUUGCCAAGCUGUUGCCGAUGCUAGACCGGUAUGUGCUGAGCAGUAAGAUCCAGAGUGCACUGGGGUACAUGGCACCAGAAUUUGCUUGCAAGACUGUGAAGAUCACAGAGAAGUGCGACGUCUAUGGCUUUGGAGUGCUUGUGCUGGAGGUCUUGACGGGCAGGAGGCCGGUUGAGUACUUGGAAGAUGAUGUAGUUGUGCUAUGUGAUUUGGUGAGAAGCGCACUGGAGGAAGGUAGGCUGGAGGACUGCAUGGAUCCAAGGCUAUGCGGUGAAUUCCCCAUGGAAGAGGCCUUGCCAAUCAUCAAGCUGGGCCUUGUCUGCACCUCGCAGGUGCCAUCGAACCGGCCAGACAUGGGCGAGGUGGUGAACAUACUUGAGCUGGUGAGGAGUCCUCAGGAUAGUCUAGAGGAUGAGCUGGUUUAAGGUCUCUUAUACCAACUCUAUUCUGAACGGUCCUAGGCCAUUUUUUUUCUCCUUUUGUUUUAAUGAGAUGCAUAUAGUGUAAUGCUAGCUGGGAAGAAAUCAGAGAAAGCAAAGAGUGGUAUGGAUUGUGAAAUGGUUGUAGUUUGCUUGAAGUUUUAGGGGGGAUGCAAGCCUAUUUUGUUGCUUCUCUGCAAUUCUUUGGUCCAUUUCUU